GGGCCAGUGAUAAAUUCACUUUUGUCUCGACCUCCUUUGUCAAAAUUACAAAACAUUGGCAUAUAAUAAUGGUGUCAUUUAAAAGAAAAAAAAAGUAAAUUUUUAUUCAAAAUGGUGUCUUACACGGGAGAAGAGCGAGCGUUUUGCAUUCAAGCUUUUUAUGAAAACAAUCGAUCUUAUGUGUCUGUUCGUCGGCGUUUUCGACUUGAGUUCGGAUUACGCAAUAUUCGUGAGUGUCCCAGCACAAAUUUGAUCAAGCAAUGGUUAGUCAGAUUUAAAAGAACUGGCUCAACACUAAAAUCUCGACGUAAGGGACGUGCACGGUCUGUGCGUACUACUGAAAACAUCGAACGGGUGAGAGGUGAGAGCGUCUGUGAGAGCGGAUGCAAGAAAUUCAACGCGUAA
Leguminivora glycinivorella is the source of this 405-nucleotide messenger RNA. RefSeq lists its product as uncharacterized. Bases 112 to 405 code for a protein of 97 amino acids. Lineage: Eukaryota; Metazoa; Arthropoda; Insecta; Lepidoptera; Tortricidae. The record is from RefSeq and is a predicted model, not a curated record. The transcript has a single exon.